Toxorhynchites rutilus septentrionalis is the source of this 909-nucleotide messenger RNA. RefSeq lists its product as uncharacterized. The transcript has 2 exons. The record is from RefSeq and is a predicted model, not a curated record. NCBI's taxonomy places the organism in Eukaryota, Metazoa, Arthropoda, Insecta, Diptera, Culicidae. The coding region runs from base 74 to 865 and encodes 263 amino acids.
CAUAGAAGUUACCACUGUUUGUUCCGUGGUUGAAGUGGUUUCGGUUACAUAAGUUGUUGAUGGAUCCAGUGUUAUGGUGUCGGUCGGAAUCAUCGAUGUCGAAAUGGUUAAACACAAAUCUACGACAUUGGUUUCAGUAAUAGUGCUAGUAAUGGUUAGGUCUGAACCUUCGACAUAUUCUGUGUUUGUGGCACUGGCAGUUGCGUAUUCAUAUUCCGUUGAAAACGAUGUGCUCGUUGGGCCCCCGCUAAUUCUGAUAUUGCUCGCUGCAACUUCUAUCUGUGCAUCCGGAAUCUGGACUGAAUCUCUAGAAGAUGGCCCUCGUUAUAUCGAUUCAACAGCUUUCUCUGUGUAUAACCGGAAUUGCAUACCAUCCACAUCCAUAACCACAAUCUUUCAGGGAGACUUCACCAUUACCCCGUCCACAACAAUAACAUCAACCAGUACCGAAACUCAGCCAAUCAUCAUUACAUCCACCACCACGAUUACCAACACCGUAACACCACCAGUUGUCACAAGCACCUACACCUUCACUCCGACUGUUAUCUACACCCCGGAUCCAGCCACUGUAACAACCACACUUACCGAAACAAGCACCACAACGACUACUACCACACCAGCGCUGGUCGUUGAAACGCAGACUACAACAUUCAUUACAAGUACAACAUCGAUCAUCACCACCACGAUUACUACCUAUCCCGUUACCGUUACCACAACCAGCACUAUCACAAUCGUAGUUACAUCCACCUCAUCGAUCACACUUCCGGCACCAAUUCUUCUGCGAACGUCGAAAGUAUCGGAAAGCAACUGGAUCGCGCCAACUCGAGUACUCUACGAGCGAAUGGAUCCCACGAAACUUCAGUAAAUGCAACCACAUUUGAAAAGUAUUCAGAAUUCAAACAAUUUCUU